AAUGAGGAGUCUUCAUUCAUUCACCGAAAGCCAAUAGGGAAGGACCAGAGCAAAGGAAAACUGGCGGCUCAGCUGACCACCUUCUGCACCUCCGGAGGAGGAGGAAGAGCACAGCCGCCGCAGAGUAUCGAUUUACCCUUCCCCCCCUUUAAUUAAGAGAUCAAAGAAACUACUGGAAAAAUACGCCCCCCCUUCCCCAAUAACACACAUGAAGAGGGGAAGGAGAGGCACGGUGUGUCUCCUGGGAGGGACGCCUGUGCUUCGAGCCGUUUGACGCCGCAGCAGUUCGCCAUUGCGAACCCCAGUUCGGAGCCAGCCAGAGGAGAAGCCCCGCAGCCCGGCUGAGAUUUCUGCGUGCAAUCCUCCCGCUGCACUUCAAUGAUCGGACCCCGGCCCAAGGCAGGGAGCAGCACCCGGAUGACCCUCUGCUCCCUGCUAUGGCUCUUUUUGUUCCUCAAGAAUGCAGCACCUUUCCAAGUUACUGUCCGAGAUGACAACUGCAUUGUAGUGUCGUUGGAGGAGUCUGAUGUAGUGAGCUCGUCCUUUGUGUACGUUGUGAAGAUCACUGGUGAAUCCAAGAACUACUUUUUCCAGUUUGAAGAAUUCAACAGCACUUUACCUUCCCCUGUGGUUUUUAAUGCCAGUUAUCAUGGCCUUUAUUACAUAGUGACUCUGGUGGUGGUGAAUUCCAAUAUGGUUUCCAAACCAGUGAGAUCGAUCACUGUGUUAACCAGUCUUUUAGAACCUCUUCCCGUAAGCAGCGUUUCUAUAUAUGACUACAAACCAUCUCCAGAAACGGGAGUGUUGUUUGAAAUUCAGUAUCCAGAGAAGUACAAUGUUUUCACUAGAGUAAACAUAAGCUAUUGGGAAGGCAAAGACUAUAGAACAAUGUUAUACAAAGAUUUCUUUAAAGGUAAAACAGUUUUCAAUCACUGGCUGCCAGGAAUAUGCUACAGCAACAUCACAUUUCAGUUGGUGUCAGAAGCAACAUUCAACAAAAGCACGCUAGUGGAAUAUAGCGGUGUCAGGCAUGAACCCAAACAGCACAGAACAGUUCCCUACCCUCCUCGAAAUAUUUCUGUCCAGAUUGUACAUAUGAACAAGAAUAACUGGGAGGAACACAGUGGAAAUUUCCCAGAAGAAUCAUUCAUGGGACCACAGGAUGUAAUAGGGCAAGAUAAACUUACCCAUUUUUCUAAUGACCCAACUGAAAUUCCCUUAGCAAACACCUCUUACGCAUGGCCUGAUUACCACUAUAACAGCACUGAUUACACAACUACAUCCCAACCAUACUGGUGGACUAAUGAAGCUGAUUCGUCAGAAGGUGAAGAUGAGUUUGUCAAUGUAGUUCCCAGUGAAUAUGAGAACACCAGUACAGCCAGCAUGUCAGGGAAACUUACACCAGAAACUCCAUCUUUCCUCCCUAUGCAAAUGGUGCUAAGCUGGUUGCCACCAAAACCACCCACGGCAUUUGAUGGAUUUCAUAUUAACAUUGAAAGAGAAGAGAACACCACAGAAUUUUUGACGGUAGGUGAAGAUACUCACGAAUUUAUUGCUGAACUGAAAGAACCAGGGAAAUAUAAGUUAUCUGUGACAACCUUUAGUUCCUCUGGGUCUUGUGAAAUUCGGAGAAGUCAAUCAGCCAAAACGCUUAGUUUUUACAUCAGUCCGACGGGGGAAUGGAUUGAAGAACUGACAGAAAAGCCCCAGCAUGUGAGUGUGACUGUGCUAAGUUCUACCACUGCCUUAAUGUCCUGGACGUCUUCGCAAGACAGCGGCAGCAACAACACGAUAGUAUCUGUUGUGUCACUGACAUGCCAGAAGCAAAAGGAGAGUCAAAGACUUGAAAAGCAUUAUUGCACUGAGGUGAAUUCAAGCAACAGCAUCAUUGAAAAUCUUGUUCCCGGUGCCCAGUACCAGGUUGUGAUUUAUUUACGUAAAGGCCCAUUGGUUGGACCUCCUUCUGAUCCUGUUACAUUUGCCAUUGUACCCACUGGAAUAAAGGAUUUGAUGCUUUACCCUUUGGGACCUACAGCUGUGAUUCUCAGUUGGAACAGGCCUUACCUUGGGGUGUUCAGGAAAUAUGUUGUAGAAAUGUUUUACUUCAAUCCAUCAAUGAUGACCUCUGAGUGGACGACCUACUACGAAAUUGCAGCUACCGUCUCCUUAACUGCAUCAGUGAAAAUAGCCAAUCUAUUGCCUGCUUGGUAUUACAAUUUUCGGGUUACCAUGGUGACUUGGGGAGACCCAGAAUUGAGCUGCUGUGACAGUUCUACCAUCAGCUACAUAACAGCCCCGGUGUCACCAGAGAUCACCUCAGUAGAAUAUUUCAACAAUCUGCUGUAUGUCAGUUGGACAUAUGGAGAUGAUGAGACCGACUUGUCUCAUUCCAGGAUGCUGCACUGGAUGAUCAUUGCUGAAGGCAAGAAAAAAAUCAAAAAGAGCGUGACACGGAAUGUGAUGACUGCAGUUCUGAGCCUGCCUCCGGGAGACAUCUACAACCUUUCAGUAACUGCUUGUACUGAGAGAGGAAGCAACACCUCCACAACACAGAUUGUGAAACUGGAACCAGCUCCUCCAAAAUCACUGUUUGCUGUGAACAAGACCCAGACUUCAGUGACUCUGCUAUGGGUGGAGGAAGGAGUGGCGGAUUUCUUUGAAGUCUUCUGCCAGCAGGCUGGCUCUGGCCAAGAAACAAAGUUGCAGGAACCUGUUACUGUUUCUUCACAUGUUGUGACUAUCUCCAGCCUACUGCCUGCCACGUCCUACAACUGCAGUGUGACUACCUUCAGCCACAACAGCCCUAGCGUUCCCACCUUCAUAGCUGUCUCUACCAUGGUUACAGAGAUGAAUCCCAACAUAGUGGUGAUCUCUGUGUUAGCCAUCCUGAGCAUUCUCCUGAUUGGACUGUUGCUUGUGACUCUUGUUGUACUCAGGCGGAAACAUCUGCAAAUGGCCAGGGAGUGUGGGGCUGGAACCUUUGUCAAUUUUGCUUCAUUGGAGAGAGAUGGAAAACUUCCAUAUAACUGGCGUAGAAGUGUAUUUGCUUUCCUAACUCUGCUACCCUCAUGCCUCUGGACUGAUUAUCUUUUGGCAUUUUAUAUUAAUCCUUGGAGCAAAAAUGGAUUAAAGAAGAGGAAACUGACCAACCCUGUGCAGUUGGAUGACUUCGAUGGCUACAUCAAGGAUAUGGCCAAAGAUUCAGAUUAUAAAUUUUCUCUGCAAUUUGAGGAGCUAAAACUGAUUGGGCUUGAUAUACCCCAUUUUGCUGCUGACCUUCCCAUGAAUCGAUGUAAAAAUCGCUAUACAAAUAUCCUGCCAUAUGACUUUAGCCGUGUCAGAUUAGUUUCGAUGAAUGAAGAAGAAGGUUCAGACUACAUUAACGCCAACUAUAUUCCUGGCUACAACUCACCACAGGAAUACAUUGCAACCCAGGGGCCAUUGCCAGAGACAAGGAAUGAUUUUUGGAAGAUGGUUCUCCAGCAAAAAUCGCAAAUCAUUGUUAUGCUCACUCAGUGUAAUGAAAAAAGAAGGGUGAAAUGCGAUCAUUACUGGCCUUUUACAGAAGAGCCUAUUGCUUAUGGGGACAUCACAGUGGAGAUGCUUUCUGAGGAGGAGCAAAUGGACUGGUCUUAUAGGAACUUCAGAAUCAGCUAUGCUGAUGAGGUGCAAGAUGUAAUGCAUUUUAACUACACUGCUUGGCCUGAUCAUGGUGUCCCCACUACAAAUGCUGCAGAGAGCAUCUUGCAGUUUGUACAGAUGGUCAGACAGCAGUCAACAAAGAGUAAAGGCCCCAUGGUCAUACACUGCAGUGCUGGCGUGGGACGGACAGGAACAUUUAUAGCAUUGGAUCGGCUCUUACAGCACAUUCGUGAUCAUGAGUUUGUAGAUAUCUUAGGGCUGGUGUCUGACAUGCGGUCUUAUAGGAUGUCCAUGGUACAGACAGAGGAACAAUACAUUUUUAUUCACCAGUGUGUGCAAUUGAUGUGGCUAAAGAAGAAACAGCAAUUCUGCAUCAGUGAUGUCAUAUAUGAGAAUGUCAGCAAGUCCUAGUUCAGAAUCACAGGUGGUGAGACCAUGAAGUACACCCAUCUUCCCUUGCUUCAGAUUUUUUUUAUUGUUUUUUUGUUUGUUUGAACUGCUAGCUGUUUUGCCAUGGAAGGCCACUGCUUUGCAGUAUAUGGACAAUAAAAGAAAGAUACUUUAAAUUUUAGAAGCACUGGGGAGACUUAGCCUUAAAGAGCCUGCAGUGUCUUGGACUGUUUAAUUUCUGGACAUUUUUUAAAUACUGGACCAAAUUCAACUAAAACAACAGGAUGGAAAAGAUACUAUAUGUGCAUAAAAUACAGUACUCCUGAAAGGUUGGGGUUUUUUUUUGUUUUUGUUUUAAGUUUUUCUGUGCAGAUUGGGCUUAAGGUAAAAAGCAAGUGCAAUAUUUUUUUAACGGCUGAAUCUGAAUGAAGAAGAGCUUUCUUCAUGUUUCACUGGUCUGUGCUUAAGUCCGUAAGAGAACAGGCAUUGUUAGUAUCUAAUAAUACCUCACUAGUGAAUACGAGGCAUGUACAAACAUGAAGGAUUGUGGAUUUUGUGAAGAGGAAAUGGGAUAUUGAUUUGACUAUGUUUACGGCAGCACAGUGGUUCUGUGCUUCAGUGGAGUAGGGAGAAUACAGUACCCAGGGAGCUUUAGUAACUCUCCUAAAAUCCAAACAGUAUAGCUCAAGGCUAGCGUAGAAGACCUACAUUAGAAAACUUCUGUUGGUCUGGUUCUCGAUUGUGCUCCUCCUAAUUAAACAGCAGGAUUGUUCCUCUCGUUACUCUUUUCGGUAAUGCCCCCAUCACUUACAAUUUUUUUUUAAAAAAAGAUUGAAGCUAAUGAAAGCGCAGAAGAGUUUGGAGUACCUUUAGACUCUCUUGCUGUAGCAUUUAGCAGUCUAUGGUGCCUAUACUCUUGAUUUGUUUUUGUUUUUUUAGUUAUUAUUAUUAUUUUCUAAAAUAUAUUAGCCCUGUGUAAAAAUGUGAAGCUGAUUCAUGUUGAGAAAAAAAAUAGUUGCUGUAAUGAAUGCAGCAUCACCUCUCUGGUGAACUGGGAAUUCAUGGAGAUGUGGAAAUGAGGGUUUUGGCAUGUUAAGGAAAUUUUAUGGGUUCGUUACCAGGAUGUUGUCAAAGCAUCGGUACUGAUUCCUGCAGGGACUUUGGGGUUGGGUUUUUUGUUGUUUGUUUGGAUUUUUUGGCUAUCAGUUUUAUUUCUAGUCAGCAUAUUUAGGAUAUGUUAUAUUUCUUUUGGCUUUGUAUAAUUCCGGUACAUUGUUGUGUAUUGUGACAUGGAUGCUUUCAGAGUGGAUGUUGAUGGCAUUUUUGUAAUCUGUUGCUUUGUGUCACCUCAUUGGAAGUUAGAGGCAAUGGUACUCAAUGUAAAAAAACAAAACAAAACUGUGAACUGAAAGUAAACACAUUGGAUUGCUUACCUGUGAAAAUGA
Messenger RNA from Mauremys reevesii (Reeves's turtle), 5477 nucleotides. It is a transcript of the gene PTPRO, whose product is annotated as protein tyrosine phosphatase receptor type O. Bases 379 to 4053 code for a protein of 1224 amino acids. NCBI's taxonomy places the organism in Eukaryota, Metazoa, Chordata, Testudines, Geoemydidae. Gene Ontology annotation, biological process: podocyte differentiation; regulation of glomerular filtration; negative regulation of canonical Wnt signaling pathway. The transcript has 27 exons. Gene Ontology annotation, cellular component: plasma membrane; GABA-ergic synapse; glutamatergic synapse. The record is from RefSeq and is a predicted model, not a curated record. Gene Ontology annotation, molecular function: cadherin binding; Wnt-protein binding; protein tyrosine phosphatase activity.